Messenger RNA from Cinclus cinclus, 2128 nucleotides. Its product is annotated as 25-hydroxyvitamin D-1 alpha hydroxylase, mitochondrial. Gene Ontology annotation, molecular function: oxidoreductase activity, acting on paired donors, with incorporation or reduction of molecular oxygen; heme binding; monooxygenase activity. Gene Ontology annotation, cellular component: mitochondrial inner membrane. Gene Ontology annotation, biological process: cholesterol metabolic process; cortisol metabolic process; C21-steroid hormone biosynthetic process. The transcript has 10 exons. Lineage: Eukaryota; Metazoa; Chordata; Aves; Passeriformes; Cinclidae. Bases 1 to 1752 code for a protein of 583 amino acids. The record is from RefSeq and is a predicted model, not a curated record.
AUGUCCCCCAGCCUACGCCUGCCCGCCCGGGCCGCUGUGCUGGCUCACUCCCUGCCCGAGCUGGGGAUCCCCGGAGGUCCCCCUAUCCCCCCUGCUGCCUCUCCACCGGCCCGCACCCCACACCUCGCCCGGGGCCCCCCGGAGCCCUCGCGCCUCCGGGGCCUGGCUGAGAUGCCGGGACCAAGCUCCACCGCCUUCAUCUUCGAGCUGCUGUGCCGAGGAGGGGUGCGGAGGCUGCAUGAGAUGCAGGUCCAUGGCCGCUCCCGGUUCGGGCCGCUCUGGAAGGCCCGGUUCGGGCCCGUGCUCACGGUGCACGUGGCCGACCCCGCGCUCGUGGCUCAGGUGCUGCGGCAGGAGGGGCCCGAGCCCAGCCGUGCCCUGAGCUGCCCCUGGAAGGAGCACCGGAGCCUCCGGGGGGUGUCGGGGGGGCUCCUCACGCUGGCCCGUGGGGUGCGGGGGGGCGCCGGGGGUGACUCAGGCGUGAUUCAGUUCCCCCCUCCCCCUCCUGCUCCCCCCACACCCCCACGCAGGAUGGAGGGUGAGGCGUGGCGGGGGCCGAGGCGGGUGCUGGCACAGGGGCUGCUGCGCCCGGGGGCGGCCGAGGCCUUCGCUGGCCCGGUGGCCACCGUGGUGGCCGAGCUGGUGGCACGGUUGCAGCGGCUGCGGCGACAACACCCGCGGGGGAUCGUCCCUGACAUCGGCACCGAGUUCAACCGCUUCGGCCUCGAGGCCAUCUCCUGGGUACUGUUCUCCUCCCGCCUGGGCUGCCUGGGGGACACCGGGGAAGCCACCGUGGGUACCGAGGGUGUGAUCCGGUCUGUGGGGGCAGUGCUGGCACUGACGCUGGUGACAAUGGCACUGCCCCGUCCCCUCCUGCGCCUCUUUCCUGCACCCUGGGACGCCUUCUGCCACGCCUGGGACCAGCUCUUUGCCUUUGCCAAGGGACAUGUGGACCGGCGUGUGGCCGAGGUGGCUGCGCGGGGGCCGCUGGCUGAGGGGGACACGUGUGUCACCGACCUGCUGGCCCGGGAGCACAUCCCUGUCAGCAGCAUCUACGGGAACGUCACCGAGCUGCUGUUGGCCGGGGUGGACACGGUGGCCAGCACGCUGGCCUGGAGCCUGUACGAGCUGGCACAGAACCCGGGGACACAGGCGGCCCUGCACCGAGAGCUGGUGGCUGCCACUGCCACCAGCGGGAUCACCAGUGGUGACAGUGCCACCACCGACAGUGCCGCUGCUGCUGCCACCGCCACUGCCCUGGGACGGCUGCCACUGCUGCGUGCUGUGGUGAAGGAGACCCUCAGGCUGUACCCCGUCAUCCCGGCCAACGCCCGCGUUGUCUCCAACUCUGACAUCCGUGUUGGUGACUACCUGGUGCCACGCCAGACCCUCAUCACCCUGUGCCAUUACGCCACAUCCCGUGACAGCCGCUUCUUCCCAGCACCCAACGCCUUCCACCCAGAGCGCUGGCUGCGCCACAGGGACAUCGGUGACUCCCCUGGGGACACCCCUGGGGACACUCCUGGGCACUCCCCUGGGCCCAAGCAUCCCUUUGCCUCUCUGCCCUUCGGCCUCGGCCCGCGCAGCUGCGUUGGGCGCCGCUUGGCUGAGCUGCAGCUGCACAUGGCGCUGGCACAGAUCCUGCUGCACUUCGAGGUGUGCCCAGAGCCCGGGGGGGGCCGGGUGCGCCCCAUGACCCGCACCCUGCUUGCCCCCGGUGCCCCCAUCAGCCUGCGCUUCCUCGAGCGGUGACACCGGGGACACCAGAGACCUGGGAGACACGGGGACACCAGGGACACGGGACAGUGGAGAGACCUCGACCUUGGUGGUCACUUCACCACCAGUAAUGACCCUGACCCCAGUGGUGGCCUUGACUGCAGCGGUGGCCGUGGCACCACAGGGAUGUCAUCACAUCCCUGGACCUUGUGGUGGCCCUGACCCUGUGGGUGACCCCAGCACUGUGGUGACCCCAACCCCAGAACUGACCCCAAAACUGCAGGGGCCUUGAGCCCACAGUGACACUGGCUGUGGUGGCAGCCCCAACCCCGUGGUGGCCUUGACCCCAGCAGUCACGAACUCUGUGCUGGCCUUGACCCCAAGGUGUCCCCAGUCCUGCAGUGACCCUCUC